CAUCUUUUAUCAAUUGUUGAGAGAGUGUGUGUUUGCUUCGCACGAGGAGGUAGAGAGAUAGAUCGGAGGGAAAGUUUGAAACCUCAAUCCGGGUUGGGAGAUAAAGAGAGUUAGAGAGAUCGGUUGUUCUAGAAGCCUAAAUCGAGUGCGGCGUGAAACGGAGGUAUCAAGCGUAUUGAUCCAAGAUUUUCGGAAGAAGAUUUGGGUCGUUCCGGUAGCAAAAAGAAGGGGAGGGAUCGAGGAUUCUGGUCGACUUCCGGAGGAAGCUUUGGGGAGUGGGAGCGUUUCUCAGUUCGUGUAUAGGUGAGGAAAUCCAAAUUCAAAGCACAGCCUGGAUUCCAAACAAACGAAAGCAUCAGUUAAGAAUAUUGGUCCAACUUCUAAGGAAGUUCAUAAUAAAAUAUACUGAUACAAAGCUCCUACAACUGGUGGAUUAUAAAAAUCUGCCCAACUCCUUGCUGUUUUACUGUUUAUGUGAGAGAACUUCACUUAAGAAUACUGGUCUGGUUUCUGAGCUCUCGAUUACCGCCUUUUGCCUACUUGGUUCCAGGAUCAGUGACACUUGAAAGAAGUUAGAGAGAAGUUCGUUAUAUUCGAUUUUUGGUAAUUGGAACAAUUAGUUGAUAUAUGUAAGAUUGCAAAAUCCUAAAAACAUAAGGGAAAUGAUCUCCUUGGAUGGAUUUUCAAGCAUUCAAAUCUUUCAAAGGAGCAAAUCAAAUCCUUGACUGGAUAUUGAGCAAAGCGCGGACACAUUUUCUAGUAAAUCCUAUAAAUCAAACGUCGCCGUCUUCCACCUCUCCAGUCCAAGUAGGAUUAACUGGUAAUUACAGAGACCCCACACUCUGUGCUUCAAUGGCUGCCGCAGUGAUAUCUCAGGCCUCUCUGAAACAACCAAAGCUGCUCCCUUUCUCACCCAAAACCCCGCAAAACCCUCGCCCCACUUUAAUCUAUGUGCCCUCUUUCACUAACUCAAAACUGAAAUCUGGUCUCAAAUUGGGAAAUGGGUUCGCUGCAAAAGCUUCAAUGGUUGUCAAUGAGACCAAUUCGAAGUCUUCAGUUUCUGAAAAGAGGGCCAACAGCCCCAUCAUUGUAAUUGACAAUUAUGAUAGCUUCACCUACAAUCUCUGCCAGUAUAUGGGAGAGCUCGGAUGUCACUUUGAAGUUUAUCGCAAUGAUGAAUUAACGGUGGAUGAACUAAAAAGGAAAAAUCCCAGAGGAGUCUUGAUCUCCCCAGGGCCAGGGGCACCCCAAGAUUCUGGAAUAUCAUUGCAAACUGUGUUGGAGUUAGGACCCAUUGUCCCCUUAUUUGGUGUGUGUAUGGGUCUGCAGUGCAUUGGGGAGGCUUUUGGAGGGAAUGUUGUUCGUUCUCCUUAUGGUGUCGUGCAUGGGAAGAGCUCUCCCGUAUAUUAUAAUGAGAAGGAGGAAGACAGCUUGUUUGCUGGACUAUCAAACCCUUUCACUGCUGGCAGAUAUCACAGUCUUGUAAUUGAAAAGGACAGUUUUCCUAGUGAAGAACUUGAGAUUACAGCAUGGACCGAGGAUGGACUGAUAAUGGCUGCUCGUCACAAGAAAUAUAGGUAUCUUCAGGGUGUCCAGUUCCAUCCUGAAAGUAUCAUCACUUCCGAAGGCAGGACAAUCGUUCGCAACUUUGUAAAACUGAUCGAGAAAAGUGAGUCGGAAUCUGAGAAUUAGUUAGAGGUUUGGUUUGUCUACACAGUGUAAUGUAUCGGAUCAAUAUAUAUUUAUGGGCCUUUAAGUCAGCUCGCUAGUGAGUCAGAAGCUGAUCAUGUUUCUCGUCGACUCUUUCAAUGUACUUCAUCACAUGUAGACAUGUAGUAUUUCAACUCUAUUAUAGUAUUAUCAAUCCUUCCAUAACUUCCUGAAGAUAA
This is a messenger RNA of Rosa rugosa (rugosa rose), 1889 nucleotides long. RefSeq names its product anthranilate synthase beta subunit 2, chloroplastic-like. NCBI's taxonomy places the organism in Eukaryota, Viridiplantae, Streptophyta, Magnoliopsida, Rosales, Rosaceae. The coding region runs from base 676 to 1692 and encodes 338 amino acids. The transcript has 15 exons. Gene Ontology annotation, cellular component: cytosol. Gene Ontology annotation, biological process: L-tryptophan biosynthetic process. The record is from RefSeq and is a predicted model, not a curated record.